Molecule: messenger RNA, 1423 nt
Organism: Linum trigynum
Lineage: Eukaryota; Viridiplantae; Streptophyta; Magnoliopsida; Malpighiales; Linaceae
Source: the annotation of a GenBank genome assembly
UCCCCUGAAAUUGAUCGUCUUGCAAUUUAAGAGAAGACCAGUUUUGAGUUUUGACUACAGAAAAUCAACCGUUCUGGUUAUUAGAAAAAACAGUAAAAUAAACCGUUCUAAGAACAUCACGGAAAUGACAGGUUUGCCGUGCCGAGUUGGAGACCAUAUGAAAUCUGUAUCAAAGUUCUGGUGACAGUAACGUAUUUCCACCGACAAAAGCUCAUCAAAACCUUUUAACAAUGGCGCUGCAGUUCCAGAAAAUACUAUAUUAUUGUAAUAAAUCACAAGUAAGUUUCAUCGACCCAUCAUCUUCCCGGGGCGUCAUUUCAGGUUGGUUUCUGAUUCAUCCCUUCAUCGCCUGCCCAUUUUUAGUUUCUGUCACUGUUGUCAACCCCCCUGUUUUCGUUUGCCAAGAAGGAAGAAGAUGUGGAUUUUUGGGUGGAAGGGAGCAUCUGGGUUUUCAGCUCGUUCCACAGCUGAAGAAGUUACUGACGGAAUCGAUGCAACUGGCCUCACUGCUAUCGUCACAGGAGCAUCAAAUGGAAUUGGGGUGGAGACUGCAAGAGUCCUAGCUAUGCGCGGUGCUCAUGUGUUCAUGGCAGUAAGAAAUGUUGAUGCUGGGAAAAGUGUGAAAGAAGCAAUCCUCAAAGAAAUCCCCACGGCUAAGCUUGACGUUAUGCACUUGGAUCUCAGUUCAUUGGCAUCAGUGAAGAGAUUCGCGUCGGAAUACGUUUCUUCAGGCCUUCCACUGAAUCUGUUGAUUAACAAUGCAGGCAUGAUGUGCCCUUACAUGCUCUCCACUGACAACAUAGAGAUGCAGUUCGCCACCAACCACGUUGGACAUUUUCUGUUGACACAUCUUCUGUUGGAAAGAAUGAAAUCUACUGCUCGUGAAAGUAAUCAGGAAGGAAGGAUUGUGAAUCUAUCAUCAGAAGGUCAUCGGUUUGUUUACAAGGAAGGGAUUCGUUUCGACAAGAUCAACAACGAAGCAGAGUACAACAAAUUUCUCGCUUAUGGGCAGUCAAAGCUUGCUAACAUUCUUCAUGCUAAUGAGCUUGCGAGGCGCCUUAAGGAGGAAGGAAUCAACAUAACAGCGAACUCACUUCACCCUGGAGCCGUUGCUACAAACUUCUUUCGCAAUCUUGGUGUUAUUGGGGCCAUUACAAAUCUCGCCGGUAAAUAUGUGCUAAAAAAUCUUCCACAGGGAGCUGCAACUACAUGCUAUACGGCACUGCAUCCACAAAUGAAGGCGGUGACGGGUGAAUACUUGUGCGACAGUAACUUAUACAAACCAAGCCCUCAGGCCAAGGAUGAUGAACUGGCUAAGAAACUCUGGGAUUUCAGCUUAGAUUUGGUCCACCCUUUCUGCUGAAGUAACUUCCCAUGUCUUACACAAGUUACAUUUAUGUUGCAAUAUACUGAACACAGCAGA